Lichtheimia ornata is the source of this 2061-nucleotide messenger RNA. RefSeq lists its product as uncharacterized. Gene Ontology annotation, molecular function: protein binding. The coding region runs from base 1 to 2061 and encodes 686 amino acids. Lineage: Eukaryota; Fungi; Mucoromycota; Mucoromycetes; Mucorales; Lichtheimiaceae. The transcript is spliced from 2 exons. The record is from RefSeq and is a predicted model, not a curated record.
AUGACCGUGGAAGAGAACAUUAGCUGGUCUGAAUUACUGAAGCACCCCAUUGUCACGGCUGAGCAUGGCAAUGACCGCAACCGAUUUGCAGCAGCAACCGAGUCUCUUCAGAAAGCAGCACACCAAUUCGCCAGCGCCCUUAAUGACCGUGCCAAGUUGUUAGCCAACAGCGCUCAAUAUGAUACAGUUUUACAUGAUGCAGCAGCUAUAGUUACGAUAUUACCAGAGUCAGGGCUUGGAUACUUGUGUAUGGGAGACGUGCACUGUCAACUAGGACGUUAUGCAGCAGCGAUUUCCAUAUACGACGAAGGCCUUGAAGCAGUACCCGAAUCGGAUCAAUAUUAUCAACAGCUUCAGCAACAUCGAAUGUCAGCAAUAACCAACAACAGCAAACAGGUCGACUUCAUCAGCCAAUUGCCAUUCGAUAUUGUCACCAUCAACAUUUUACCAAGGAUGCAGCCAAAGUUCUAUUGUGAAUCAUCGUGCGAAUACCUUUAUGUAUCACGUGGAUGGCAGCAGCGCAUCUUGCAGCAACCCAAUGGCUUGGUGUUCGAUUUCGGCCGAGAGACCGAUACCUUCAUGAAAGGCCAUGACCAACUUGUCCGAUUCGCUCCUUAUGUUCAAAAGUUGAAAGGCGAUGUCUUUGCUGAUGCAAAGUUGGAAGAUCUCUUUUCUCGGGCCCACUUUUCCAAUCUUAAGCACAUGCAUAUAUACUGUCAAUCUACAACCUUUCGUCUUCCAUUAUUGAAUGGUCUACAACUGAUUUCUGAUUCAUUGACGCACUUGGCUGUUGAUGGGCGGGUGGAUAAUCUUCACUUACGUGAUAUUCUGGAAUCAUGUCCAAACCUUGUAUCCCUGCGUACAGAGAGUGUAGACCCUGCCAUGGUAUCAUUGCCAAUAUCAUCAUGCUAUCCUAAGAUCACGCACCUUGCGCUUCAUGAUGUACCAGAAGACACUGCUCUUGAGUAUGAUCAUAUGAUUGGUGUCCUCAGUCGGUUUCCUUCUUUAUUAUCAUUCGAGAUUUCACCAACGCCCGACUCUCGCGUCUUACCGAUUCUACACGAGUAUUGCCCUUAUCUACAAGUCCUUUAUUUCGGGUCCACAAGCAAGCAAUUAGGCGUCAUUGAUGUUCAUCCACAUCGAAAAGGAAUCAAGUCAGCUCAUCUAGGAGGCGAGUUUGGAUACCUUGUUGCACAAGGUGACCUGAUCCAGUUCCUGCAUGUGCACAGAAAUUCAUUGGAAGAGGUUGAAGCUUGCGAUGACAUUGAUGAAUAUGAUUCAUAUUGGAAAUUGGUGAAUGGACAAGUGAUAAUACAAGCGGGUGAUCGAGAUGCACCACCACCUUUACGCUUUGGAUACGACCCAACAACUCAAGCUGAGAAUUCAUUCAUGCAACUGAUCAGCAUCGAUUUUUCGCAUUCCGAGUCAUCUACAUCGAAUGAAUUCGUCCUAUGGUUGAUAUCGAACGCACCCAAUCUCAAAGCCAUCAAUCUUCGCAUUUCACAUUUACGACAUGAUAUCACAAAUGCCAUGAUCAAGUUAAGGCAUCUUUCCAAGCUAGAGAUCGUGCGGUGGGUAUGGGGAGAUCAUAGCGACUACUAUGAAGGCAUCAUUCAGUUCUUGGAACAUCAUGUUGGAAUGGGGGAAACGUCAACGCUCAAGGAAAUCACUAUAAGUGCGAGAACAAUGGCGUUUGAUGCAACAUGGAUACCCUUCAUUUCGAAGCUACAAUGUCUCAAGAACCUGAAAUUACACGCUCUUUCCAUCCCCGAAGACUGCUUGCCAGUCAUGGAAAAGAUAGGAAGAGGCUGUCCAGCUCUAGAGGAUUUAACUCUCGGUGUGCGUGGUUGCGAUAUUGGUGACGGCAUCAUCUCCUCUCUUUGUCAACAUUCGAAUCUUAAAUGUCUCAGGAUUGGAUCAACAUCACUAAACCCUGGCACCCUUAUCCUCAUGACCAUACUUCCCGGUUUAGAGAGUCUCUACCUUGAAUGUAAUGUUCCAGAGAGUGUCAUGGAGAUGUUGCGUAAGCACGUAUCCAAAGCUAUGAUAAAUAAACCGUAA